UUUCUGGGUAAAAAUGGAUGCUCACGAUCUCUUUCGCCGGCUUGGCGUGGGGGCCAAAUUCGACGUGAGACGUUUUUCUGCGGACGCGGCGCGAUUCCAGGUAGGAAAAAGGAAACAUGACUUUGAUUCUUCAGAGGUGCUGCACGGACUGGACUUCUUUGGAAACAAGAAGUCUGUCCCAGGUGAGUGUGGAGCAUCACGAACUCAUCAGGAGCUUAAAGAUGAAGAGAAAAAAGAAGAGAGCCUAACUGAAAAGAAGAGGGAACAGAGCAAGAAAAAGAGGAAAAUGAUGAUGUCAGAAAUUACUUCUCAAGAAGAAGGUUCUACUAUACAGUGGAUAUCAUCUGUGGAAGCGAAGAUUGAAGAUAAAAAAAUUAAAAGAGAAAAUAAACUAACUUCAGGAAAGUUGGAGAAUCUCAGAAAAGAAAAGAUAAACUUCUUCCGGAAUAAACACAAAAUUCAUAUCCAAGGAACUGAUCUUCCUGACCCAAUUGCUACAUUUCAGCAACUUGACCAGGAAUAUAAAAUCAAUUCUCGACUGCUUCAGAACAUUCUAGACGCAGGCUUCCAGAUACCUACACCAAUCCAAAUGCAAGCCAUUCCAGUUAUGCUGCAUGGUCGAGAACUUCUGGCUUCUGCUCCUACUGGAUCUGGAAAGACUUUGGCUUUUAGCAUUCCCAUUUUGAUGCAACUAAAACAACCCACAAAUAAAGGCUUCAGAGCUCUGAUUAUAUCACCAACACGAGAACUUGCCAACCAGAUUCACAGAGAGUUAGUAAAAAUCUCGGAGGGAACAGGAUUCAGGAUACACAUGAUCCACAAAGCGGCAGUGGCAGCCAAGAAAUUUGGACCUAAAUCAUCUAAGAAGUUUGAUAUUCUUGUGACUACUCCAAAUCGACUAAUCUAUUUAUUAAAGCAAGAUCCUCCAGGAAUAGAUUUAACAAGUGUUGAGUGGCUGGUAGUAGAUGAAUCAGACAAACUGUUUGAAGAUGGCAAAACUGGGUUCAGAGACCAGCUGGCUUCCAUUUUCCUGGCCUGCACAUCUCCUAAGGUCAGAAGAGCUAUGUUCAGUGCAACUUUUGCAUAUGAUGUUGAGCAGUGGUGCAAACUCAACCUGGACAAUGUCAUUACUGUAUCCAUUGGAGCAAGGACGACUGAGCCACCCAGGUGCCCCAAGAGAAUGGGUUUCAAUCCACCUGUUCUUGUUUUUGUUCAGUCCAUUGAAAGGGCUAAAGAACUUUUUCAUGAGCUCAUAUAUGAAGGUAUUAAUGUAGAUGUUAUUCAUGCAGACAGAACACAGCAACAGAGAGAUAACACAGUCCACAGCUUCCGAGCUGGAAAAAUCUGGGUUCUUAUUUGUACAGCCUUGCUGGCCCGAGGGAUUGAUUUUAAAGGUGUGAACUUGGUGAUCAACUAUGACUUCCCAACCAGUUCAGUGGAAUACAUCCACAGGAUAGGUCGAACUGGAAGAGCGGGGCAUAAAGGAAAAGCUGUUACAUUUUUCACUGAAGAUGAUAAACCAUUAUUAAGAAGCGUUGCCAAUGUUAUACAGCAGGCCGGAUGUCCUGUGCCAGAAUACAUAAAAGGUUUCCAAAAACUACUAAGCAAACAAAAGAAAAAGAUGAUUAAGAAGCCAUUGGAAAGGGAGAGCAUUAGUACAACUCCAAAAUAUUUCUUAGAAAAAGCUAAGAAUAAACGGAAAAAGGUCCCUGGUCAGAACAGCAAGAAGAAAGCUCUUGAAGACAAAAGUUAAAAACAACUUUUUUUUUUUUUUUUUUUUUAAGA
Molecule: messenger RNA, 1785 nt
Organism: Leptonychotes weddellii (Weddell seal)
Lineage: Eukaryota; Metazoa; Chordata; Mammalia; Carnivora; Phocidae
Source: RefSeq, a predicted model, not a curated record